AUGAAUCGAGGGAGUCGGGGAACACAGGGAAACUACAACAUGCCUAUUGAAAAAGCUGCCGAAAUGGAGAUCACCUUUGCGGGAAAGCGAGCUUUGGUCACGGGUGCUGGUAAAGGCAUCGGUCGAGACAUUGCCAAAAAGCUAACAGCAUGUGGGGCAAACACUGUGGCGCUCAGUCGGUCCCAGGCGGAUUUGGACUCCUUGAAAUCAGAGGUUCCAACUAUCGAGACAUGUGUCGUGGACCUGAGCGACUGGACAUCGGCCCGGCAAACCAUCGAGUCCCUGGGCCACUUUGACCUGCUUGUCAACAACGCCGGGGUGUCCAAAGUUGUGCCCUUUACAGAGACCUCGGAGCAGGAUUUUGAUUUGUGA
This is a messenger RNA of Aplysia californica (California sea hare), 372 nucleotides long. RefSeq names its product L-xylulose reductase. Bases 1 to 372 code for a protein of 123 amino acids. Gene Ontology annotation, biological process: xylulose metabolic process; glucose metabolic process. Gene Ontology annotation, molecular function: L-xylulose reductase (NADPH) activity; carbonyl reductase (NADPH) activity. The record is from RefSeq and is a predicted model, not a curated record. NCBI's taxonomy places the organism in Eukaryota, Metazoa, Mollusca, Gastropoda, Aplysiida, Aplysiidae. The transcript is spliced from 4 exons.